AUGCUGAAGCUUGUCAGAAAUACCCUUGCAGAGUGGGGGAUAUUAAUCGACAAAUAUGGUGGAAAGAUUCAAUGGGAAUAUGUGAUACAAUUACAAAAGUUGCAAGAUGAAGAAGGCCUCAGGCUUGGAAAUAAACUGAAGAAAGCACAUAUUAAUUGGAAACAACAAAAGAUGAAAGUGAAUUUGGCUGCACAGUCUCUUAGUGCAAGCGUGGCAGAUGCCAUAGAAUUUUGUGCCAAUACAUUAAAGAUACCAGAAUUUCAGGGAUCUGAAGCAACAGUUACAUUUAUCCGAAAUUUCAAUCAACUGUUUGACAUUCUUAACUCAAGAAACCCACUUGCCAAAGGCUAUAAAGCCCCAAUGAGUUUAACCAACAAGACCACAUGGGAUCCAUUCCUUACUGAUGUGUAUGAAUACAUACUCGGACUGAAAAACACUUCUGGUCAACUAAUGUGUAAGACAAAGCGGAAGACUGGAUUUGUGGGAUUUCUAGCCAGCAUCAAGAGCAUGAAGCAGAUGUUUCAUGACUUGGUCGAAUCGGAACAUGCCCCACUGAAGUAUAUACUUACUUACAAAAUGAGUCAAGAUCAUUUAGAGUUGUUUUUCGGUGCAAUUCGUGCUUGUGGUGGGUUCAACAACAAUCCCACCACACAACAGUUUACUGCAGCUUACAAGCGCUUGUUGCUACGAAGCCACAUUGAAGGAGAAAACGGUAACUGUGAGAAACGAGACCCAAUAGACAUUCUUAGUGCCAUUCACCAGUGA
Molecule: messenger RNA, 765 nt
Organism: Paramuricea clavata
Lineage: Eukaryota; Metazoa; Cnidaria; Anthozoa; Malacalcyonacea; Plexauridae
Source: the annotation of a GenBank genome assembly